UGAGGCUAUAAAUGAAUAUGGAGGCGAAUAUGUGAGCAACACCCAUUGUCACUUCACUGCGGGGGAAUUCCGGUGUUUUCUGUCAUCAAAUGUAGACUUCUUACGCAAUGAUUACGUCCGUUUCUGGGAGCAAGUUAUUUAAAAUAACAAUUUUGAGAUGUUCCCGUUUAACAUGGUGGAACGAAUGUGGUACGUUUUGCUGUGUUUGAUCAGUAAUUCGCAACUUUUGUUGCCGAUACACUCGCUGUCACUACGGGAUGCAUCGGGAAUACAGGCCCGUGUUGUGGGCAACAGCAAUGGCUCGACUGUACACAUAGUUUUGCAGCGUUCGACUGCAGGCACAGUGGCCGAGAAAGUGUGCCCACCAGGAUUCUACGAGCAUACGCGUCCCCGCCGCCGGACUGGGCGAGCAGCGGCCGCUACUAUCGUAGGGCGCAGUGGAACGAGGAGUUCCUCUAAUGGUGGCAGUAGCAAAGUACCCAAUGAAAAUGAAGAAGAGGAAAUUGUACCACUGAAAUUAUGCCUACCUUGCUCUCUUUGCAAACAAGAUCAGGUAACAAAGAAACCAUGCACUCCAACGCAGGAUACAGUUUGCCAAACAUGUGGAAUAAACAUCGAUUCUGGUCCUUGCGUACGUUACGAACAAGUUGAUAUAAAUCUUGCCACAAACCCGCCAAGGAACGAUAAAGCAUCUAACGUCCAAGUUACGCUUGAUUUUGCAGGAAAGCCGGAUGGUGUCAAAGCAGAUAAACCUGCGCUUGGAUCAGCUCCGCAAGAUCUGAACGUGAAUAUAUUAAAAGCAGGGAAAGAUGAAAGGAAUUCUUGGUAUUUUCUCAGUCUAUGUGCGUUGAUCGGUCUGCUGGUUUUCCUGUCUUUGGUAAUGGGGGCUUAUCUCGUCUCGGUCAAAGUUACGUCCUGGUGGCGAUACCAACGUCCAGUCACUGUCCGCAGGAGAGGGCAAAGUUUCCAUUCUGAAGGCAACCACAUCAACCUCACCACCUUCCCUUCCUCCUCCCAACGCUACGAUGACAUCAUCCCCGGGUCAAGGGAGGUCACAAGGUCGCGGGAGGUCGCCCCUAGAGAAGCCAUUAAGCUGGUGAGAGGGCCUGAGGCGGCUUCGGUGGAGGAGAGCUACCCCAGCACAUCAGCAUCCUCAUCGGCGCCCAAUCCUAAAAUCCAAGUGGUGCACCUCCGCGCCGGCAGCAGUGACUUCGAUUCGAUGGCGUCAUUCGAUUCCUACGUUAUGGAUGGAAGGGGGUUCUCCAAGGCGCGCUACGUGGAUCGAUACUACACUGCAGGCUGCAGCUGGAGCGGUAACGCGACGAAUAGAGACUCGUCCGAUUAUUCCUCGGACGAUGACGGUGAUGAGGAUGAUGACUGCGGCGGCGCGGAGAGUGGUGCUAUUUUCUCGCCGUCGCGGCAACCCGCCGUGCCCAGGACGGUGAGGGGGAAACAUUUAUACCAGUCUCUGCCCCUGAGUGAGAGUGGUGGUAAUGAUAGUAGCUGCAAGGUACACAUUGUGCAAUGGCCCUCUGCCGUGAGAACAGGUCACCGGUCUACUUUUCAAGUGUGCAUGAAUGGUGAGAAUAGUGAGUAUUAUCAUGGCGCCCCAACUCAAAGGUCAGCUGACGACUUACACAGGGGAUACCCUAGUGUAAAACAUAAAAAUGUGGUUGGGGAAAGCUCAAAUUGUAACACUUUUCCUAAAAAUUAUCAUCCCUUGAUGAAUCUCAAUAUAGAGAAAAACUAUGAUCCCCAUUCUGUUUGUACAACUCAGGUGAUGACUGGGGCCAUUUCUCUCGACAGCUCCUCACACUGCCCCAUGGGGAGCACACCCCUAAAACUUGAUCACCACUCUCAAUCCUUAAGAGAGAAUAGUGACCCUUCUUAUAAGCAACCCACAGCUGCUUUGCCUGUGGCUGGAGGCACGAAAUACGAUCACCAGCUCAAUCAUCCACCGCAAAGGACCGAGUGGGAUGAUAGGGGGUCCGGCUACCAGACUUGUCAAAAUUUUCACGAACACCGGUCCAAAAGCGACAAAAGCCAUUCAUACCCUCCGAUCGUUUCUACGGUGGUAUCAAAUGAGACGACGGAGCCGCACAAUGGUACGGAAGCCCCCAUCUUGAAUGGAAAUUGUGAACCGCAUCCCCCGCUGGAGGAGGGCAUCAGUCGCCAUGACGAUGACAUCAAUGAAGCAACCACCUCCUGUACAAAUCACAAUACAGCUGAUGCACCAUUAGGAGCUCAAUUAUGUACGGAAUGCGGAGAGAAAAUAUCUUAAUAUAUUCUUUUGUGUGAAAAUAAAAUUAGCAUAUUCACAAAAAUUGUUUACUACAUGUGUUAUUCUCUGCACAAAAUGUAGGUUUCCUUUUAAAAAUCAUUUACAUCUGCAAUAAUACGUGUAGUUCAAUAUUGUAGUAAAUAUAGUAUGAAGUACAAUGUAAACUAGUCUACAGUCAUAUGUUUAAUAGACAUUUUUCAAACCAAUUCCCUAGCAAGCGUACCAGUAGCUAUAAUUUACUCUUUGGUCUAAUAAGAGACAGCUACACAGUACACAGUUACAUUUGCUCAAGUUCUAUGCUAACCUACUGUUUGUUGUUAAUGCACAUAGAGGAGGGAAAAGGGACCCUUUAAAAACAGAAUCUAAAUGGAGAAAGAGAGAAAUGAUUUUACAAACAAAAUGUCAUACAUGUGGUUUACAAUUUUGAUUCAAAAGAAAAUCUUUAAAACAAGAUAUCCCCUACCAUACUACAUGUACUUGUGCUUCAUGUUUAAUACCUUUGUUCAAGUUUAAUGAAAUUUAGCAAAUAUUUUUAAUGAAUUGCUGAUGAUAUUAUAACACAUUCAUACUUUGGGGUUGGAUGUACUUGUAAAUGUACAGUGUACAACUGUUCAUGGUAUAUACAACGUAUGUGUCUAGUGACUAUAGCCCCUUAUAAAAUGGAAUCAUAAUGUAUGUACAUGUACAUGUGUGACUCAAAUCAAGGUACCAUUCGUGAUUUCGUGUUUGUAAAAUUUGUAGUUUAUGCAGACACUUUUUGCUCUGUAAAUGUAACGUUGUUAGUCCUCAUGUGCAAAUCGUAUAUGCUACUGUUUGAGAGUUUGUUUUCAAUGUGAAGGUUAGAAAGCGAAGGUGUCCUUAGUCAAAAUACAGAUACAGUGUACAUUACAGACAGUGUACAUUACAUAUCAUGUACAUUGCAUUGUACAUUACAUUGUAUGUGUUUGUUGUGAUGAGAUCAGAGAGCUGUUAUAGAGUUUCCUUGGUUAUUAUGGUAACAUACAGGUACAUGUACAUAGUUUCAGUGAGUCACUAUCAGACCAUUGGUACGAGUCCAUGUGUACAUGUGCAUGGCAAUCAGAAAAACUGCAAGCUAACUUAUCAGUUUUCCCGUCCGCAUCCAAGGAAAGUGUCUAAACCGUUGACAUCGAAACUGUCACAGACCGUGCAUGUAAUUGCAAUACGAUGUGUUAUUAAUUAUAGAAUUAUACCCUCAUGAAUUAAUACAUCCCGAUGAAUUUGUUCGAGAACAAGUCAAGUAUGCCUGUUCAUUACUUUCCCCAAAGACAUUGUAGUCAUAAUACUCUUUUCACCAUUAUAUUAGAAUUUCAUUCUAUAUAAAUGUAUUUAUGCAAGGUUUUCUUGCUUUAGUACA
Messenger RNA from Strongylocentrotus purpuratus (purple sea urchin), 3656 nucleotides. RefSeq lists its product as uncharacterized. NCBI's taxonomy places the organism in Eukaryota, Metazoa, Echinodermata, Echinoidea, Camarodonta, Strongylocentrotidae. The transcript is spliced from 2 exons. The record is from RefSeq and is a predicted model, not a curated record. The coding region runs from base 158 to 2281 and encodes 707 amino acids. Gene Ontology annotation, molecular function: protein binding.